UAGAGCCUGCACAUGUUGGUCAGAAUAGCCCAUUAAGCGGCAAACCUUCAUCUUGGAGUUCUCUGCAUCUCUGGUGGUUUACCCAAGCCUACAAAUAUUACCUUCUUAUCCAUUAACAUGAGGAAUAUCCUACAGUGGAGUCCACCCGAGGGCCUACAAGGAGCUGAAGUUACUUAUACUGUGCAGUAUUUCAUAUAUGGGCAAAAGAAGUGGCUGAAUAAAUCAGAAUGCAGAAAUAUCAAUAAGACCUGCUGUGAUCUCUCUGUGGAAACUUCUGAUUACGAACAUCAAUAUUAUGCCAAAGUGAAGGCCAUUUGGGAAACGAAUUGUUCCAAAUGGGCAGAAACUGGACGAUUCUAUCCAUUCUUAGAAACACAAAUUGGCCCACCAGGGAUUGCUUUGACGACAGAUGAGAAAUCCAUUUCCAUUGUUCUGACGGCUCCAGAGAAGUGGAAGAGAAACCCAGAAGACCGUUCUCUUUCCAUGCAACAGAUAUACUCUAAUCUGAAGUACAAUGUGUCCAUAUAUAAUACUAAAUCUAAUAAAACGUGGUCCCAGUGUGUGACCAACCACACGCUGGUGCUGGGCUGGCUGGAGCCAGACACUCUGUACUGCAUCCACGUGCUGUCCCUCAUCCCAGGGUCUCCUCGCCUUGCUCAGCCUUCUGAGAAGCAGUGUGUCCGGACUUUGAAAGACCAAACAUCAGCAUUGAAGGUUAAAAUCAUCUUCUGGUAUGUUUUGCCCAUAUCUGUUACCGUGUUUCUUUUUUCUGUGAUGGGCUACUCCAUGUACAGAUAUAUCCAUGUUGGCAAAGAGAAACACCCAGCAAAUUUGAUUUUGAUUUAUGGAAAUGAAUUUGACAAAAGAUUCUUUGUACCUGCUGAAAAAAUUGUGCUUAAUUUUAUCACCCUUAAUAUUUUGGAGGAUUCUAACACUUCUCAUAAGGAUGUAAGUGUAGGGGAAAAAAGCAACCAUGUAUGGGACCUGAAUGAGCCCCUCAAGGACCAGGAGCCACAUCAGGAGGAAAUGGAGGUGAAACACUUAGGGUAUGCUUUACAUUUGAUGGACAUUUUCUGUGACUCUGAGGAAAGCACCAAGGGUAUGUCCCUAACCCAGCAAGAGUCAAGGGGCAGAACAAUGCCCACAGAUAAAGCUGUCGUUGAAUACGAAUAUGCUGUAAGAACUGCUGACGUCUGUGUGGGGCCUGGAGAUCAAGAGCUCAAUCUGCAGGAGCAGGCGUCCCUCCAAGGACAGUUCUUUAAGCAACAGGCAGCUUUGGCAGACCUGGGCUCCCAAACACCACUGCAUUCCUAUGCCCCUCAGCUGCGAGACUUGGACCAGCUGCUGCAGGAGCACGUGGACACAGCAGAGGAACCAGACGAAGAGUCAUCGACCACACUGGUGGAUUGGGACCCUCGGACCGGCAGGCUGUGCAUACCGUCAUUCCCUAGCUUUGAACAUGACUCAGAGGGAUGUGAGCAGCCUGAGUACAAGGAGCUCACGGAGGAAGGCCUCUUGUCUAAACUCUAUGAAGAGCAGGUUCCAGAUGAGCCAUCGGAAGGAAACGAAGCCUAUCUCAUGAAAUUCAUGGAGGAAUGGGGAUUAUAUGUGCAAAUGGAGGACUAACCCCUGAACUUCCCUUUGCCAUACCCCUGCUGUUAAAAGGCACAUGAGUUCAAACAUAGGAGUGACCAAAAAAUAAAGGACG
Leptonychotes weddellii (Weddell seal) is the source of this 1708-nucleotide messenger RNA. The record is from RefSeq and is a predicted model, not a curated record. NCBI's taxonomy places the organism in Eukaryota, Metazoa, Chordata, Mammalia, Carnivora, Phocidae.